AUGCCUACAUCAAUCAUGCAAAAAAACUACAGCCACUGCCCGCUCAAGAAGCGUCCAGUUAACAUCGUACGCGAAGAAAAUAUUAAACAAGAAUCCGAUUCAGAAAUGGAGCCGGAAAAUUUAAGUACAAAACCAGAAGACUUGUCAAAAACCGGAAAAUAUGCAAACACAAAAAUCUUGACUCCGCCACAUUCCGAAGAGUCUUCGUCGUCACCACCGCCAGCAGAAAUUAAAAAAUCUCCAAUCCGCAUUCCAACACCUACCUACCCCACAAAUAUCCCAUCAUACUACGCACGUGCAUUGAGCAAACAAAUCGAAGAAGCUCCAUUGAAUUUGUCGCCAGCUGCCUCACCGAGAAUCGCGAGCGAGCAACAACUUUCUCUCGCAAAUCCCAUCAACUGGCACAAACCACUCAGUCCGCCCAUCCAACCGAAUUACUUAUCUCUGCCAAUUCCUGGAUAUCCGCAUCAUCUACUUCCCAAUUACCCACAUGCAGCUAGCGAGCAAUACUUAGCUGCCGCCUACCAUCACGCACAACUAUCACCAUCUCGAUCUCCAUCACAACUCUCGCCAUACAGCAUGCAUCGUGAAAGUUCUGUAUCGCCGCCAUACAGCAGUAUGUCACCGCCGCUACGGAAUAACGUGAUCAAACACGAAUACAAUAACUCACGUUAUAUGCCAUAUCACAUUCCGCACCAUGCCUACCAAUCAAGUUUGUCGCCAACAUCAAGUCAUGCCUCGUUCAAUUCAUUCCGUUCUAUGUCACCAAUUUCCAAUACCUCAAAUACCACAGUCUCCGAGGAUCUCAGCUCGGUACCAGCAUUGUCAGUACUCAUGGAGAAAUCCACAUCAAACUCCAACAUCCAAAAAAGUCACAGCAACAUCAAGAAAGACCACGAAAAAACAUCCGGAGCUCCGCGUUACAGUUGCCCUGACUGCAAAAAAUCCUACUCAACAUAUUCGGGCUUGUCGAAACACCAACAAUUCCAUUGCGCCGCUGCCACAGGUAAAGAAGCAAAAACCUUUAGUUGUAAAUUCUGUCAAAAACAAUAUGCGUCAUUAGGCGCACUCAAAAUGCACAUUCGCACUCACACAUUACCAUGCAAAUGCAACUUGUGCGGCAAGGCAUUUUCGCGCCCAUGGCUUUUGCAAGGACACAUCCGUACACACACUGGCGAGAAACCCUUCUCGUGCCAGCAUUGCAAUCGCGCCUUUGCCGAUCGCAGUAACUUGCGUGCCCAUUUACAAACACAUUCAGACGUGAAAAAGUACUCGUGUCAAUCUUGUAGCAAAACCUUCUCACGAAUGUCCCUCUUGACGAAACAUUCGGAAGGAGGAUGUCCCGGACAAAAUAACAACAAUAACCAGUCCGGACAACAAUCUUUCAAACAAGAAAUGACAAUGUACUAA
Molecule: messenger RNA, 1410 nt
Organism: Culicoides brevitarsis
Lineage: Eukaryota; Metazoa; Arthropoda; Insecta; Diptera; Ceratopogonidae
Product: zinc finger protein SNAI2-like
Exons: 2
Coding region: 1-1410 (469 amino acids)
Biological process (GO): regulation of DNA-templated transcription
Molecular function (GO): RNA polymerase II cis-regulatory region sequence-specific DNA binding; DNA-binding transcription factor activity, RNA polymerase II-specific
Source: RefSeq, a predicted model, not a curated record